Penicillium bovifimosum is the source of this 540-nucleotide messenger RNA. RefSeq lists its product as uncharacterized. Lineage: Eukaryota; Fungi; Ascomycota; Eurotiomycetes; Eurotiales; Aspergillaceae. Bases 1 to 540 code for a protein of 179 amino acids. The record is from RefSeq and is a predicted model, not a curated record. The transcript is spliced from 3 exons.
AUGUUCGAAUCCUUCGCCAUCCUCCGCAAACAGCGCUCCGACGAGCUAGCCAAGCUAGCCGACGAGCACAUGCAACACGACCUCCAAACCUCAGACCGCGACAAGCUCAAGGCCGCAGCCUCCUCAAUUUCCCUGUGGACAACAGUUGGUUCAGCCGUUGGCGUUAGUAUCGGUCUGUUCGCAGCUAUCCGACUGCGGAGUACGCGGAAGGCGUUUUUCUCUGCGAUUCGGGCGCAGGAGAGGCCUACGAAGGUUGUUUUUCAGGACGGGCGGACUGAAUCCAUUCCCGAUCUGACGCCGUUGUUGAAACCGACUACGUUGGGCGACUUUGCGACGUAUUUCUUUGCUUCGCUUGGUGGGUUGUUUUUGGGUGGGGAACUUGGCUUCGCUGGUGGUGCUGCCAGUGGGACGAGGAGUAUCUCGGCUGAUCCGGAGAGCAAGAGGAGGAUUGAGACUGCGUUCCGGAGGUUCCGUGCUGAUGUAUUGAGGAGACAGGCGGAUGCGCUGGAUAAGGGGGAGAAUAGCUCUGGUUUGACCUAG